This is a messenger RNA of Triticum dicoccoides, 1146 nucleotides long. Its product is annotated as zinc finger CCCH domain-containing protein 1-like. The record is from RefSeq and is a predicted model, not a curated record. NCBI's taxonomy places the organism in Eukaryota, Viridiplantae, Streptophyta, Magnoliopsida, Poales, Poaceae. Gene Ontology annotation, molecular function: metal ion binding; mRNA binding. Bases 281 to 955 code for a protein of 224 amino acids. The transcript has 2 exons.
CGGAGCGGAUAGCACCGCGGCGCCCGAUCCUCCGAUGUCGAAUGCCAAUCGAAACAGAAACCCCAAUCAGUUUCGCAAUCCUCAGCACAGCCAGCAAACCGAAGCGAUUCCAACCCGAUCCCGACCGCGGAGGCCGGAAAUCCCCCGAAAUCCAAGCGCCCUCCUUUCGGUAUAAAUCCAUCUCCGCAUCGCAGUCUCUCUCGCUUCCCCUGGUCCUCAUCUAGUCAAAUCUGUCUACCCGGCUGCGCUAACCUAGGGUUUAGUCAGGCGGCCAGCAGCCAUGGAGGGGGAGAGCGCCGCCGCCCCGACGCGCCGCUGGGCGGAGAACGUGAUCGUGCUGUCCUCGGGGUGGCCGCCGCGGUCGGAGGAGGCGGCGGUGGUGGCGGGGCAGGGGCAGCACCAGCGCACGGAUGCGCCGCCGGAGAAGCUCUACUACAAGACCAGGCUCUGCGACAAGUACGAGGCCACCGGCCGCUGCGUGUACGAGGACGGCUGCACCUUCGCGCACGGCCGCGCCGAGCUGCGCCCGCCGGUCCCUCCCCACGCCCACGCCGUUUGGCGCAGGCCGCCCGACCAGGAGCACGGCGGCAGGAUCGUCUACGGCGGCGGCAAGGCGUGGCACAACUUCAGGGACAGGGGCCAUUUCGGGGAUAAGCUCGCCUUCCCCCACGCCGCCGCGCCGGCACCACCUGGUCACGCGAUUCGCAUCACCGGGGACCAGAAGCUGCUGGCGGACGAGCGGAGGAGCGCCACGCCGCCCGCGAUGCCAUCCCCAGCGCCGCGCUACACUGCUCCGGGCCCGGCCAGGGCGUUUGCGCCGGUGCCUGCCCCGGCCGCGCGUGAUCGUCUUGGCCAGAUACCCGUGGAGGGCGGUGGCAAGAAGCCCAACAGGCUGAUGCUCAUGAGCCUCCGGAAGACCAGCGGCAUCUACGGCGACUGGCCGGAGCAGUUCUGAAACCGAUUGAUCAGCCGUCACCAUGGUCGCAUACCCAUAUAUAAUUGGCAGUGCUGAUACAAAGUAACAAGAAAAGGGGGAUUCAUUUUUCUGUGAGAGUGAACAAUUUUACCAUGGUGGUAUUUACCUGUACCGUAUAAUUCCAAUUGUUAUGAUUAAUCGGAGUCAUGUUCGAUCAUCCAAAGGCCCAA